AUGGCCACCCGAGAGGUAGGAAAUAAUUUACGCGAGCAGAGGCAGUAUCGAAAGGCCCGUAACCGGUCCGAGGGAGAUGACAGAGGGCAGAAUUUCUCGGUGAAAAAGAGGAGGAAGAUGGACCCGGUUUUUGUGGAGAAAUGGGAUGCUGCCGCUUUGAAGGUAAGAGUUUUACGAUACACGUCUUCUCGACCGUUUUUUGCGCGGGCUUUGAAGAGCAACGCAUUAAAAAUUGUGGGAACGAAACUGUUUCGUACCAGUUUAGGCGUGAAAGUCGCUCUUGUAUCACCUUUUCCUCUGUGAAGCUGUGUCAAUUUGGUAGCUGUCUGACUUUAUGCGCGAAGUUGUGUAUUUUUAGCCUUUUCACACAAUACAAUCUAAAAUAAUCAGCGGAGCAGUGCCCGCGUUCAGGUCGAAUAAACACUCAACAGAAAACUCUUUUCGCGUGACCCGAUUAUUUUUGGUCUCAAGGGAUCUCGACCAUUAAAUGAAAGUCUUUCAACCUUUAAUAUUUUUCACCGCAAAGGAUAAGUUAACUGCGAAAUUUUGCUUGAAAUAAAAACAAUAAAUAAAUAAAAAGAUGGAGAAGUGAACUUAUAUAUUUUCAGAGAGUUCGCCUUUCAAAAUACAAAAGGAUAGCAAGCUUUUUUACCUGAAGUACUGGUUCAAGUGAACCGUAAACUGUUUAUUGUCGAAACACUUUGUGUCGUUUAUUCAACAAAGGAGUAUGUGAUUUUUGGAUUUCCGGCUCAAAAAAUAGGAGCGAAGCCCGAGUUCGUGUCCUGUUCUUUAUUUAAACAUAACAAUAACACAUCACAUGGAGUAUGCAUGGAGGUUGUUGUAAACCUCAAAGCUCUCGGGAGUAGUAUUGUUUUAUAUAGGUUCUUCGCUCGAAGAGCUUCGAAAGUGAAAAUUUUCGUCUAUCAAGUUAGAAAAUCGGCCGACGAUCAUCUUUCAUUAAUUUGUGAUGACUUUUCUGCGCACCGGGAAAGAAACCAUAUUUCGGAAGCCAUGUGGCUUAUGUAUAGGCGUUGUUUAAGUUUAGGAAUAGAAAUUAAAAUCGUCUUAUGUUUUUUUGGUUUUACCCACCAGUUUUGCGGUUUCCUUUCUUUGUUACGAAAGAAAGAGAAUAGGUCAUCGUAAUUGUUAUGAUAUUUAGAUUUAAGUCCUGCCCUAAGGGAAUAAUCUGUAAGUUUCUUGUUUUUGUUUUUUAGUCCGAAGUCCGAAAAUUAUGAAACGAAUAAAAACCGAAAAUGAAAUUUCCAAUAUAUAUGGUGGCUGCGUCCACUGUACAGUAAUAUAAAUAUAUUUCCGGCUUUCAUCGUAGUUUGUAAUUUAAUCACAGCUAAUAAAUACCAUAUUUGGCUAGUUUACGUCGGAAGGGUGUUUUCAGUUCUCACCAGAAAUUACGGAAUUAAACUAGCAUCAAUUUGGCGCUCACUCUAAUAUAAUCAUUUGUAAAACGUGACAAGCUUAGCGGUGUGUGGGCAGUUGGAUUUUACUCUUUAUUAUGUAUGUUAUCACUGCUGAGCACCCGAUUAGUUUCAAAUGUGACGAGUAUAUUCAUCAAGCUUGAUACUUUUGACCUGUUGAUUCUUUUUUUCAGCUGGGAAUGUUCUUGACCCUUAAAUCUUUCUGAUAAGGGAUGGGUAAUUAAUGCAUUUAAUCUAGUUCCUGCCUCACCCAGCCACCAUGACAAAACAAACAAUAUCCCCAGUAUAUAUAAUGCCAUUUUCAACUGUAUCUGUCUUAAUCCGGGCAGAAGGAAUGUUAGCUGUGUAUUAUGGACAAUAGCUUUCUUAAUAAUAUCACAGUGAAUGUGGGAGAAUUUUGUGGAAACUGUAGAGGGGUGAAAAGACAUCAUGAACAGGUGAAUGAAUGGAUGCUUUGGGAAUUUGUCGGGAACCUUUUUUUGAUUUUAUGAGGCAGAGCUCUGGGAAAUCCUACCAUUAAGCAGUGUAGCCCAGAACAAGCCCUAUGGUAAAAAUAUAAUUUUUUAAUAACAUUAAUUUAUUAUGUUUUUACUCUUAAUAUUUAUAGUAAAGGAAUAUUAAGAUGAUUAAUGUAUGUUACUUUCUUGCUUGGACCUCUCACCAUUAUUACCAGAUGUUUCUUGAUAAACAAAUGAUAAAGUCUAGAAACAAGAGGACUGUGUUACAUAAUAUGUAUUGUGUAGGUUAAUGUUUCAGUUAUUAUUAUGUUCUUUUGUUUAUCCAUAACUCUCUCUACCUUUGGUUCUGUUAAUAGCAGCCUGUUGUAAAACUGUCAGAAUUGGCAUUUUUGUUAAAGCUUACAAGCAUUUAUUGCAGACAGACACUUUUAUCAACUCAUUGAGAAUUGCGAAAAAAUUAUUCCUCCAUACAAAUUAUACCAUACUAAAGAUGUUUUUUUUGUAGGAACUUGAUGACUCAGCCAUUCAAGAGAAGAUUGACCAUGAGGUGCAUAUACGAGAUGGAAUAGUUAAAUUGUUGGCUGCUUGCCAUGAGGAGGUUCAGGCUCUAGAGGCAUCCAAGAACCUUCUCACAAUCAAUGCUCGUAUCCUUGCUCUUAUGGCAUUGCUACAGAGACACAGGGCAAAGUCAGUCUUGAGGCGCAAAGGAUCGAGGUAUAUUAAAAGUGUGAUAUAUGUAGAAGUGUGAAUAGUGUGUAAUAACUUUAAAUGGUGGAACAAUAUCUCACAGGAAUAUUAGUUAAUAUAUUUAGGCAGUUAUUAUGUAAGGUUUCUAAUGCAUUCUUAGAGAUUGUGCAUAUGUAAGUUGAGGUAUGGGGGAGUGUAAAUAGGUUUUUUGAGGCAAGAAACAAGACUUGUUCAUUACAUGUCGGUGUCCGUGUUUUAAUGAAACUGUGUGUCAUUGAAAAACAUUGAAGAAAUGAGUGACAGAAUGUAUCUUGCAUCAUUUCAUGUCCAGCAUAGAAGUAUAGCAGUUAGUUGCUUCUUUUGUUGAAAAAUGUAACUCAAAAGUAAAAUAACACAAAAUAUUGUUUUAUUGUUGUACUUCAGUUUCUGGGCUGUAAAUUUAGAAUUAGGUCAAGCUAAUACCAGUAAAUUAGCAGCAACCUUCUCAGAACCACACAGAAAAGAUUUCAUUGUUGUGAUUUAGAACAAUAUAAAACCUAUGUAUACUGCAUAUGCAUUGCUGACCAUGCAUGAAAUCAAAAUGGGGGGAUAUUGACUUGUUCCUUUUACAUCAAAACUUAAUCUCCAGCAAUUUUUAACCAGCAAACUUUUAAUUUGUUAAUUGAGGAUCCAUUAUACGGUAUAUUGCCCAAUUAAAUUUUUUCUCCUGUGAAUCAAGUGAGUACUCCUGAUUUUGCAUUCCUAAUUUUGCCUGCUUGGGUAGUCAAUUAGCCUGGUCUUGGAGCCAGCAUUGUAAUAAAGAUAGCAUUUGAACAUUCUUAUAUGGAGAGAUUCUCUCAAAUUGAAUCGGCUCUUCUUGUCCUUUUAAAUUUCAGUUCAACAUCACCUCUGGAUUUAGAUGAUGGUGAUGCCCCUUGCAAAGCCCAGCUUUCCCUCUCAGGUAAAUCAAUCGAUGAUUGAUAGCAAGGUUGUGCUCUACCUAAGAUAAUAAUUAUAUUGUAGGGAGCACAAAAGCUUCCCUGCAAAAGCAUAAAUAUUAGCACCAUACUGCUCAUAUGGUAACAAAGUAAGAGCAAAAAGAUCAUUCAGUUGAGCUACAACCAGUUGCAAAAAUACUUGAGACACUGUAACUUAUUUUGGGUUUAAUGGUCUGCUUUAAUGUGACCUUGUGUUUGUGAUCCCCCUCCUCCCCUUAUCAAUAAUGCCAGCAAUACAAGACCAUGCUCAAAACUUGGAGGUACAACUUUGAUUGGAGAACAGGGGGAAGAUGAGUAUUGUAUCUUAUAGAGGUGUGACUAGCAGCAAUUUGAAGUAAGAAAGGCCAGUUUUUCAUCGGAUUGUCUCAACAUUUUUUGGGUUGUAGCUUUCAGGCCUUUGGAGACAAUUUGUCCCUCAAGACCUUUGUAAGGGAGAACCAAAAAUAGAAAUUAUUAGGGGACAAAGAGUGUUUUGUUUGUCAUUACCUUAUUUCCUCUUAUAGCAGAUGUGUUUCAGUAAACAGCGAGUCAAGAGUAAAGUAUGCAAUCAUGCAAAUUUUUAUCAGAUUUCCAAAUAUAGUUAUGUUGUCUCCAUGGAAAUAAAUUUAAAGUGACAAAUUGGUACAAAAUUGCAAGAAUGUUGCAAUGUUUUGCUCUGUCACAAACUCUGCUCAUGUUGAGAAAGACACACAUGCAUGAUAAGUGACACUUAAGGAUAAUGCAAAAUUAAACAGCUCCCUAAAGAAAACAUGGUAAUCAUGUACAAGGUUUGAAAAAAAACUUGAACUCAAGCAUGUCCUUUGGGCAAGCAGCUCUCACAUUUUGCUUGCCUAGGGCCUGCUUGCUUGUUUUAAUGUUUUUAUCAGAGGAUGACUUGCCUGGACCCUUGACCAUUGGGCAAGUGAGCCUCAGAAGUUACUCACGUAGUGAGAAAAUCUGCUUAUCCCAGACAACCGGAUAGGACUUUUUUCAAUGGCAAAAACAAACAAACGAAAAGGUUGCAGUAUGGUUAUAUGGCCCAUAAUGAGAUGGUCAUGUAGUUUAUUGCACGCAAAGAAGAAAAACAAAAUACCUUCAUUACUUAGUACCAAAAAGAGAUUGUUACCUACCAGAGAAGUUGACUGAAUUGUUUUUUUUUGUUAUUAGAGAUGCCUUGCAAAGGGUCAUAGUUACUUACUGCAUUGAGUUAUCUGUAAGUAGGCAAUUUACAUGUAACAUUCUGAAUCACAUUUCCCACUUGAAACUUUCUUCUUCAGAUAUCCGGGUCCCUUUGAUGUGGACUCAAGAUGAUCACAAUAAAACCAAAACAGGUACAUUGUCAUUGAAUGGUCAUUUUCUUAUUCACAACCUUGUUAAUAUAUGAUGAUAAGAUUACCAAUGACAAACAGCAGAUGGAAAUCAGCCAUUUGCUGUAAACGUGGUGCUUAACCUCAAUCUCUUCAAUAUGGCCAGACAAUUAUUACCUCUGGUGAGACCAGUUGGCAAGUAAGAAAGGCAAACUGUAAAUCUGUUUUUAAAGUCUUGAAGGUGAUAUCUAAUCUUUGAUAUUCAUUAUGUAGUUGAUAAAGGCUACAUUACUAGCACAGAGGUCAAUCAUGACCACCCAGUUUAUCAGUGUUGGUAUAAAUGGGGCUUCACUAGUAUUAAAUUUUUUUUCUCCCUUAAUAACCAUGACAUAUUCUUUCAGACUAUUCCUCAUGCAGUUGCCAGCUAGUAUUUUCAUCCAGAAUAUAGAGCAUUUUUUACUUAAUUUUUUGUUUUUUAUGGUUGAUAAUGUUCUAAUUGGUCUUCCUCUGCAUCAUUUUUUUUUCAGAGCAACAUCUCUACUAUGUGUUCUGUUUAUUGAAGCUUGAUGGCCAAGUGUUGGACACUGCUCUUGUGGAGACAGAUGAAUCAGAAACAGACAUUUCCUUUGACAACAUAAUUGUCUUGUAUGUUUUCACUCUUAUGCUAACAAGUACUCCAGCUUAUAGUCUGCAUACAAUAUUUUGAAAACCCAAAAGGUGCCUCAUUAACUGUCCACGGCACUUCUACUGUGAUCCCAACCCUGAGUGCAUGUUCUUGGUAUCUCAAAUCCACAGCUAUGUUUUAUAAAUUAAUACACAGUGUGCAAAGAAAGUCGUGUCCAAUAGCCUGGGGCUAGUGGAUUUUGCUAUUGGGCCAGUGAUUUUUGUUCUUAACUUGCCCAAUGGGCAAGUGCUGUUUUUUGGGGAAGUUCAAAUUACGUAAAGAUUGUAAUCAAUCGUGCUAAUCAAAAAGGGUUUUGGGGCUAGUUGAACUGACUUGUGGGCUAGUACAUGCUAGCCACAGCUUGCCUGAAUGGCAGGCUGUAAAACUGACUUUCUUUGCACCCUGUUACAUAAGCUAUUAAACUAGACUACCUCCUGCAGGUUAGGAUGCUUAAUCUUGCUUAGUUUAUUAGGAUUAUCUGUUUUAUUGUCUCUGAAAAGCUCCUCCUGUGAACAGGUCAAUUAAAAAUAAUACAGUCAACUCCCUUUAUAGGGGGCACUCUAGGGACCUCGAUUUAGUGUCCUCAUCAGUGAGAGUGUGUAAUAGUGGGAGUUUAUUUCAGUCGCAAGUCUGUUAUUUAUUUUCUGCCUAGAAUUUAGCUGCUGUCGGCUAUAGUGAGGUGUCCGCAAGACGAGAGUUUAUUUUACUAUGUUAUUAUUAUUAGUUCACUACUGCCUUUUAUAAUAUACUAACUCGCUGCAAUUUUGUUUUUAUUUUUAUACAGUGACAAUGUGAGUCAUGAUUUCAGACUGGACAUAGAGAUUUACUACACAGUGUCAUCAGACAGUGCAGCAAACAGAUUCACCGGAGCAAUGAGACCUCUUAGAAGAACUGCAGCAGGACCUGAAACUCCUAAAUUUAUACUGGCAGGACACACACAGCUAACAGUUGACCACCUGAAUGACAGUGUCAAAUCACAUGAUCUUAAAACUGGUAAGACACAAGCUGUCUAGCAAGUGAAAAAUUUUUCACACUUACAUAUUUGAUGAGUAAUUCGUUUCACAGGUUUUAAGUUUGACAUCGGUGAUUUGUCACACAGUUUUCGCUGCCAGUUAGCUGAGACUGGAAAUAGGGUAUGUAUAGGAGGCUGGAGCAGCAAUUUCAUGGCAAUUUGUCACUAUUGCAAAUAUCCAUUCAAUUUAUUGACUGAUCAAGGAUUUCCUGCUCGAGGGAUUCUAAACAUAGCUUAGCGAAAAAUGUUUAUGCCAGAUAAAGGUUGCGGUAACUGCUGCUUAAAGAUUGGGCAUUUAAAAAAAUAAUGUCAAGAAAUUGCCAUUAAAUCACUACUAAAUUGCAUCAAAAAUUGCCACGUGCUUCUUAUUGUUAUCGUGCUCUUCAAUCAAUGAAAUAAUGAUAAUGUUAUUGUAAUAUUAUCAAAUAAAAAAUUAUGACACUGAACUUGUCAGAAUAAUUGUCACUUGUUGAUAUCAGUGCCAAACUGUGAGGCCAGUUUCUGGCUUGUUGAAUCAAACUUUGAACUCUCACUAAAAGAAAUUCAAGCAUACUGUAUGGUGAUUUUGUUGCAAAUAGUUAUGGUGAGUCCUGGCACUCGUCUUGUGAAAAAUCAUGAGGAAAGUCUAAGUGGUAGAAAAGAUGUGAUUUUCACUUUGCCUUCAUACUGUAGGUUUAUAUGGUGCUAGCCCCCUAGCAACAACUUCAGAAUCCUCCAAUAUGCCUCAGUUAGCCCUUUGGGGUCAGAUCUGCUGUCGUCUAGCAGCCAGACCUGCAUGUGUAGAGGAACCGCAAAUGAAUGGAUUCCUAGAAAUACAGGUAUGAUUACAACAGUAAUGGAACUAAUGACAAACAGUAAGAAAUUUAAAUAAAAGAGGCGGUUUGAAUAAAACUUUAGGGGUCUUCUGAGUUUUUGCUAGAUUGUCCCAGUAGUUUGCUCUGUAUAUUCAGAUCAAUCAAUAGGAGAAUUGGUUUUUAGAUCAGGAGGCACUCAGGCAAUAAGUUGUCCUGGGUAGAAAGGUCAGUUGACUAUCCAACCUACCCUGGGUAAGCCAACUUUUCAUACUUUUCCUUAAAAAUGGAUGAACAAAAGGUGGGCUUGGCUAGAGGUGUGACCCAGCUAGGAGGGUCUUUUGUGAUGGUAGGGUCACCCUCCCAGCCAGGCCAACUUUUCUCUGUAUAAACAGCCAGGUCAACUUGGUCAGGGCAAGACAAUCGGAACAUGCAUGAGUGCUGUUUGCUCUGGCAAUGGGGUUAACUUUUUUAUCAUAAAAAUUAUAAAUGCCGUCUAGAAGUUGACUAUGGCUGGAAGGGUGACCUUCUUUCCUAGGACAGGUUUUCUCCAUAUAAGUGGGGUCUCAGGACCCUUUUUCAAUGCACCCCUUGCGUUUUUAUAGAAAGGCCCUAAAUUAUACCUGAUCUGUUGUCAACUUCUUUCUUUGUUUCAAAGGUUUUCUUCAUUUUACUAACAAAUAGGUGAAAAGCAGACAGGUGCCUUGCUCACAUUUUGCCCUGACAUUUUGUGUGCUAAUGUCAAUGUUUUUUUUUUAUCUUGUUAUAUUCAGAUGAGGACAGGCAGCCAGUUUUCAUGGUGUCGACUAUGGUGUGUCUUGAAACAUGCAACCAUCAAAUGCUGGAAAAGUAAAGAUGACUCUAAUAACAAAGAACCUGUUGAACUGAUAGAAAUCAAACCAGUAAGAUGAUCUCAUUCAACCUCACUUAACUAGAAGAAUAUCUAGUUUCAAAUUGUAAACUAGUGUAAAUGAUUUGAGGUCAGUUAGGCACCAAAGAGCAACACCCCAGCCCUGAUUUAAACUACAACAACAACAACUUUAUUCUUUGUACAAAAAUACAAAAGUUGGAUUGUUUGCCCCGUAAAUAACUGGAAAGCUAGUCGUGGCGGGGCAAAACAAGUACAUGAAUAACACAAUUAUCUAGUAAAAACAAAAACCUUAAACUAUUAGAACGCCUUGCAGAUUGCAACUAAAAUAGAUAAAACAGAGAACUUAAGUGAUCUAAUUUACACAGCGUUUACUGACGUGUAAUGCAUUAAGACGAGGAGUCACUGACAUCUUAAAUGAUAAGACAGAAAGAGAAAAGCAGACAUUAAAACCUUUCGUAUGUACCUACUUUUUUAAUAAUCAUGGAGAUUUGAAUAUAGUCAUCCUCCUUUUCUAAGAUAUCAAAUAGCAAUUUGCCGAUAACUAUGGAGGUAGUAUUUUUAGUGCAAUAGGAUAUUGUGCGCUACGGUCAUCAGUAUACAGGUACAUGCUGCUCCAGCUUAACUGGACUAGGUAUUGAAUUUUGAUCAGGUGUGAAAUGGUUUAAGUAAAGGGGAAAUCAUAUUGGUCUGAAAUAAGGUAGGGGAUUCAAGAAGCAUGAUAUACAACCCUGGUCACAUUUCCUGGACCACCCCCUCCCCACACCUCGGCAGGGAGACAUAAAUCCCAGAUUCUGGGCUUAAUCAUAAUGAACAAUUUUGAUUGGAAGUGGUUUCACCCUGUAGUGAGUUUGCCCCCCUAAAAAUUAGCCUCGUAGGGAAUCAAGUUUGUCCCAUAGUGAAUUAGCCCCCUCUAGUUAGCCUUGUAAGAAACUUUGUUAACCACUUGCACGUGUAGGAACUAUAUUAAUCAAGGACGUGACAGUAAAAACCAUCAAUAUGACUGUAGGUCCUGUGAUUUGUUGUGUACUGACAGUUUUUGUUCUUGUUUUGUAACCAGAAUAUGGAGAUUGCAGACACAAUCAGCCCCACGUUUCAACAGCGUCAUAUUCUAAUUCUUACAAGCCAGAUGCCUGAGAAGGAACCUGUGCUAGCCUCUAACUCAGAUGAAGAGUACGCCAGGUGGAGAGAUGCUUUGUACCAAGCUAUUCGCGAUGUGACCGCUUGGAAGGAUUCUUGUAGGCAGGAGAUGAACAUUGUUUACCCAAAACCAAAGAGACUUCCCUCGGUCGAAACCAAGACUUUGUAUGAUUCGAUAGAGGUCACGCUUAGUUGUACGACGGGUAAGUACACUGUGUACCUUUUAUAAUUUCUUUUCUGUCACUGACAAAUACAGCAUAAAAGCGGUUUCUUACUAAUAAGAGAAAGAAAAUUAAAAAGGGUUUUCAUUUAUUCACAUCGUGAGCCUACAGGGUUUGGUUCUAGGAUGGCUAUCUUCACAUACAUCUCCCGUAAUACACCUUGUUUUCCCUCCAAUAUUUUGCAUGAGCAUUGUCAUUCCCCUUUGGACGACAUAAACGCCUAGGAGAAAUGAAAAACAAAGGCUAUGAAAGUUUGUUUUCUUUAGGGGGGAGGGGUGGUGGUGGGGGAAAAGGUGUAUUAUGGGAGAUGUGCAAAUGGUGAAUGCUGGGUUUUGGAAAACUUUAAAAAGCUUUAUCGGCUGCAGUUUUAAGAAGGGGAGGGGUGUGGCAGGAGUAAGGGGGUAGCAAUUUUGGGGUGCAUAAUCUUCUUUAGAUAGUGUUAGUUAUCUUUUUCUAUCAUGCAACCAUUUCCUUCUCUUGCACCGCUACAGUGUUUUAUUUUUAAUUUUAACUUGCACUUGCACUGAAUAUGACUUGAUUUCUUCAGAUGCUUCAUGACCUUGCCCGCCAUCUUGCUUGGCUGGAGCAUGUAACUCAGAUAAGUGAGUAUUCUCUCCUCAUCAUGCAGCCAUCGCUUCCUCUCUCACCUCCUGUUCGUGUAACUUUGUGCAAUUUGUCUCGCUAACUACUGUAUGUCCAGUCUGCUCCACAACCGUUCUUUGUGUCGUCUCGCAACGCUCCUCCCCACAAAAUUUUCGAGACGAGGCAAAAAACGGCUGUGAAGCAGUUUACUGUAUGUCUGACCUCGCCGCAUGUUCUUUCAUGAUCCUUUGCCUGCUGUAACCCUACUGUUGAACUCACUGUACGCUGUCUUGUCUCCAGGCUUCUUUGCUUGCUGUUACGCGGCGCGCCCUGUUGUAGCUUGGUAAACAUGUUUGGAUCCUACCCAUGACGCCCUGCGCUCUAUGUUUUCUGCGCCAUAAUAGGGCCUGGAAACGAGACCGUGUCACGUGUCAUGCGCAAAGCAACUGUUUUCACUUUCUAUCGGAGCAACAUUCACACUAAAUAACAAAGCUGACCAUUACUGUCGUCGCACUGUAUCACUUAAUACUUACGCAAUCGUGCCCCACAAACUAAUAUAACCGACAUUAUUAAACACUGAAUCAUUGGAUAAUGCAAUUCUAGGGCUCUGAUUGGCUUAGCCAUCAUGGUAUAUGAGCCAUUAGUAAAAUCCAGCUAGUGGUCUAUUAUUAAUGCUGCGUUCUGAUUCUGAUUGAGAGCACUGGCUAGCAGAGGGGUGACCACAGCUUCGAUUCUCGGGGCCGAAACAAUGCUUUUAGGGUCUUAAAAAACGGUGAAAUAAGGAAUUGCCAUCGCUCCGCGUCGUGCAAAGGCCUAGACCUUCGUGUGGCGCGGAUAACCACUUUCGCGAACCACUUUGCGGUCCCGGCCGUCUCCAGCACGGAAUAGUAAAACAGCGUCCUCAGUUAGGAUUUCGUUCUCUAUAGGUUGACACAUACACAUAAAAACGUUACGCAUAAAACCCGCGUGUUAGAAUCAAGUGGUCUAAGAGCCUGCUGGGGCAACUUUAUCUUCUUAAUAGCCAAAAAUAUAACAACCUGUUUAGCCAAGCAAAAUCAAGCAGGUUUUUAUAUGUGGGGUUUACAGUUAAAUUAUGAUAAAAUUUAUACCAAGGAGUUUGACUUAGAGAUUUCAAAUUUAUAUGAUAUAAUAUAUUUAUUAUUUUAUAUCAUAUAUGUUAGAUUAUAUCUAUUAUGUUUUCUGUUAUACAACUCGAGUUUAAGAGAUAACGCUACAUACAUUGCAUAUAUUCUGUAGGCUUAUCAUAAUAUAGUUGUGAACAAGUGCUGUAUAUUUAAGGACCAAACCCAAGGUUUUUCUGGUAGCAACGGCUAUAUUUCCUUCAUUAAGAUUAAAAACAUAAUUAAGGACCCACUUAGCCUACUUAAGUUGCCAAUUACCAACCCAAAAUACAAGAACCUUUUUGUUUUUGCUAGACUUCCAAAAAUGUAGGUUCUUGCACGUGGGUUUUAACUGUAUUUCGUUGCUCACAGGAACAGUUUGAAUUGCAUGUUUCUUUAUUCAACAGACUACGUGAAGAAUGACGCCAAACGUAGACCCCUUGGAGAGCUGAAAUCACUUCCUGCUGAAUCACCUAGUGUUGAAUGUACUUAUGAUAUCUGGCAGAGGCGAGUUCCUGAAAACAGAAGCUUUAGAAAGGCAAAAAGACAAGCAGGAGACGAAAACCGCCUGUUGAAUUAUGAAACUACAAUCUAACAACCUGUUGGACCAACCGUCCACAGUUUACUUGAUCUUAAAGGCGCUGUGUUACGAAAUUUAUCAAAAUUGAAACUGGGAUCUGCCACCAAAUUGAGUGAAACAUAAAAAUAACGGCUAAAAACUUCAAAAGAAGGUAUUACUUAUAACACAGCAAAUAUUCGCUACUUUGCGGUUGUGCGGUAGACCGAGUCGAAAUGGUUGUCAAAGUGCAUCGUGGGACUUCAGAGUUUAUUUUUUUUUCUGUAACGUUUGAUUUAAUUAUUCAGUUUGAGAUGAAGUUGUUAUUUUGUAAUUUGCUAUAGUAAUUUUGUCGGCGACGGCGACGGCAACGAGAACGGCACAAAAGCGAUAGGUUUAGAUUUGCAAAACAACAACUUUGCACGUGCAUCGCGCUUUUUUGUACAUUUCUUUGCCGUUUCUGCACGAUUACGACGUGAAAAUGCCUAAUUUCACGUUUUAUGGAGAAUGUAAACAAGCAACGAAGAAAUUUUCUUUCUCUUUCUAAACUUGAGUGAGGUUCCCAAGAAAUCAACGCCAGGGAAAUUUGCCUACAUUAGACAUUUUUUGCGAAUUAGAAUAAGCGCGGCAAAGUUUGGAAAAACGCUAAUUGAGGUUUCCGCUGCCGUCGCCGUUGUCGAUGCUAAUACUCCCUAUUUUAGCAAAAUGAACGAAACAGCCGUGACACAGCUCCUUUAAGUGUUUUAAUCGUUAAGACAAAAUUUGAAAUCGGCUCCGAAAUUUUUAAAAAUAGGUAAUUAGUCUACAUCAUUAUUUGUAUAUAUGUAACAAUGGGAAGUGUAUUUAAGAAACCCUACAAAAUGUAUUGAGUUCUGAAGACGUGACUUGGUUGAAAUGUUUAGAUAAUUUAAAAUGUAAAUAAGACCCAAGUUUUGACAAGAGCAAGAUACCCCUAUUUGAAAAAUUAUAUUAGCGUAAAGUUCGGCACACGUCAAGCCACGCGUUGCAACGGUUUUUCGUACCCAGGAUCUAUCGUUGCCGGCGACAUUUGGCUGCAGCGACGGAUCAAAUUAAUUUGGCAAACUGACUCAAUGUUAAUAAAACUUUUACAAGUGUAAUUUACAAGUUUAUCCAUUGUUUUUGAGUCUGAAAACAAUAGCUUUACUUGUAAUUUCACUCGUAGUUUUAUUAAAGUGAGCCCUGGUUUGCUUUUGUGCGUUCAGUCGAGGAGACAUGACCUACCGUUAGACUGUAUAAACAUCAGUGCAUACGAGGAGCUGAGUUGUCCACGCGACUUUUGGAUGCAACACGUUGCCUUUCGUGUGACGAAGAAAAUUAAAGAAAAUGUCGGGUUCUCGAAACUACAGCUCCGAAAUCUGUGAAUCCUUUUUUAUUAGAUGUGAUUAUAUUUUACAACUGACAAAGCAAGCCGACCUCUGGUCGUCCGAUGAAUUUUUUUCAAGACAUACAAUCCUGUGUCUUGAAAACUUGUAGAUGUUAAAUAAGAAAAGGAUAAUCGUUAUGUUUAAGCAAGCAU
Messenger RNA from Porites lobata, 13333 nucleotides. The record is from the annotation of a GenBank genome assembly. NCBI's taxonomy places the organism in Eukaryota, Metazoa, Cnidaria, Anthozoa, Scleractinia, Poritidae.